UUGUGUGAAAAUGUAUAAGUUUUUUCAACAACAUACAAUAACUAUUCAAAAUAAUAGUGUACAUUUCCGAUUUGAUAAACCUCAUAUAUUUGUUUUGCUGUCAAUUUCAAGAAUGUGAAUAUUUUAAAAUGAUACUUAAAAUGUGUGAAAUAAUACGCUGUUAUUUCAGGUUUCUUGACCAUGUAACAGUGUACAUAUUUUUGAUUAUCAUGGGACUGAAAACAGGUAGAGCACAAUCAAUGAUCACGGACCAACUGUGCCAAGGCUGUUGUGAGACUCGUACACACGGACAUCUAGUAAUACUGGCAGACGUAUUCGUGGAUGGUGAGUGUAAACAGUCUACAAGCUCAUCUUCAAUGAAACAAGCAACAACUAGCAGGUCUUUGUCAACCACUGGCAUCUCUACUCAAUAUUCAGCAUCGAGUACAAACAGAACUUCUUUAGAAACAACUUCGGUUUCAAACAUGGAACAAACCUCGAUAACUUCAUCGCCCGGAGUUUCCUCAUCUAGUUCAGCUCAUUCAAGUACAGAAAUGACCUCUAUUUCUUCAUCGCCUGGAAUUUCUUCAACUACUGCAGUUUCAAGCACAGAUCCGGACGCUCUUUCCUCAUCUUCCAGUGUUUCCUCAUCUAGUGCUUCGGUUUCACACACAAUUCUGACUUCUACGUAUACAGCUUCCGGGGUUUCCUCGGAUAACUCUUCGACGUCAAGCACAAGACAUGCCUCUUCUUCUUCGACACACGAAAAUUCUUCAUCUCCUUUGCCAGUUUCAAGCAAAAAAUCAACAGACAGAAUAACGUCUUCCUCUGAAAUUCCAUAUAGUUUUAGCUUACAAUCUACAAUGUUAGAUUUAUCAUCGGUAACUAUAAGUAUUUACUCGACAGUUUUCCACCAUGCUUCAAACACUAUUUCAAGAAUACGAAUGACAACACCAAGCUUUUCUUCUAUUUAUAAAACGUUUGAGGUUACUUCUCCAACUGUUUUCACAGAAAAAGAUAUUUUGCAGACGACAAAAUUUUCAAGUUUAUCUCCAGUUAUAUCUUCAUUGUUACCAGAAACAUCUACCAUUAGUACUAUUAUACCCGAUGGCACAUUUGUGACUUCAGAUUUGACCACUCACGCAGAAAACAAUGUAUCAAGUGAAAAUUAUCCAGAAAGUACACAGGAAACGUUAAGUUCAACUAUAACACUUCAAAAUACUACAAAUAACUAUAAUACAGAUGAUAAAGAAAAUAAAAUACCUGAUUGGACAAUGUCUACAGUACAGCAUUAUAGUACAACCUUUGAUUCAAAUGAUUUAACAUCUAGGGUGACACCUUCAGACAAAAUAACUGAAACAACACCUCUAGAUCUGACAACAAAUUCUUUUUUAUUCCCUGAAAAAUCUGCAAAAAUGUCCAGGCAAUCUCUAUCUACAAGACUUCGCACAAUUCAUACCGUAUUAAGCACCACCGAAAUUACUCGUGAGCCAUUCGUAUCGACAACUGAUAUACUGACAAUAUCUGACAAAUUAAUUACUGGUACAUCUGAUUCUAUACAGGGUAAAACAGAUAUGUUUGUAUCAACAAACAUACACACAAAACGUACAAGUACAGAAUUCCCAACUUCGUCAACUACGGUUAAAUCACUAGGUAUCACUUUUGCAUCACCAACUAAAGAAAAUGAAAUAACUGAUAUAACUUCAUAUAUAACACAUGCGUAUUCUUUCAUUUCAACUGACCAUGAGCUGUUAACUAAAACAGAAGUAACCACUGCAAGAUUAGCGAAAACAACAGAAGAUAGUAAGACAACUAUUUCGGAACUGUAUACUUCUAUAACGCCAUUGCCGUUCUCAAACCCCACAAUUAGUUUACUACCAACGAAUUCACAAUCAUCUCAAGUUAUAGUAACAGACAUUUCAUCAGUGACAUCGCUUAGAUCUGAUACCACAGGAGAAAGUGCUUCGUCGACAAAAGUGCAAAAUAAAAUGACUGAUUUACCUUCAUUUACUACAAACAUUCCUUUAUUGGGUUUAUCAACAGAAUAUAUAACGAAACGAGCGGAAACUACAGGGUUACCGUCAUUCAAGACAAAUAUGAAUUCGUUUGGAACAAGCACAAUUAAUUACCUCACUUCAGCAAAAACAGACUUACAAAAAUUCACGACAGAUUCUCCUUCAUUGGGAACAACAACAGAAAAUGACUUGUCCACAGUAGUACAAAAGAUUACAACAAUACCUUCAUUAACUACAAAUAUUCAUAUGUUUGACAUAACUACAGAAAGUAACACGUAUACAUCAAAUCUAGAUGCAAAAACAAACUUGCUAACAUUCACGACUAAUAAUCCUACGUUUGUAACAAUCACAGGCAGUGACACGUUUACAACGAUUCAAGGUGAAAAAACAUUGUCAACAUUCAUGGCGAAUAUAACUGCGCAAGUAAUGGUAACUGAUAUUGGUCUGUCCACAACAAAACAGAAUGGAACAACCUUCUUGUCCUUAUUCACGACAAAUAUUCGUCCUCUUGUCACAACCACAGACAGUGACACUUAUACAACAAAAAGAGGUGAAAGUAACAGACUUGCCGUCACUCACGACGAACAUUCCUUCGUUUCGAACCACCACAGAUAGUGACCCGUCCACAACAAAACAAUAUCAAACAACUCACUUGCCGUCAUUAACGACGAAUAUUCAUUCAUUCGGUACAACCAUAGAUAGUGUCCAGUCUACAAACAUGCCGA
Ruditapes philippinarum (Manila clam) is the source of this 2719-nucleotide messenger RNA. RefSeq names its product serine-rich adhesin for platelets-like. Lineage: Eukaryota; Metazoa; Mollusca; Bivalvia; Venerida; Veneridae. The coding region runs from base 129 to 2609 and encodes 826 amino acids. The transcript has 3 exons. The record is from RefSeq and is a predicted model, not a curated record.